This is a messenger RNA of Mesorhabditis spiculigera, 2247 nucleotides long. The record is from the annotation of a GenBank genome assembly. NCBI's taxonomy places the organism in Eukaryota, Metazoa, Nematoda, Chromadorea, Rhabditida, Rhabditidae.
AUGUCGUGUAGCAGCGAUGACCAAUCUGAUAAGGAGUGUCCGCUCUGCAUGGAGGUGCUCGAACUCGAUGAUUUGGAUUUCUAUCCCUGCAAGUGUGAGUACCAGAUUUGCCGUUUCUGCUGGCAUCGGAUUCGCAAUGAUGAGAAUGGGCUUUGUCCCGCUUGCCGGCAGCCCUACCCCGAGGAUCCCGUCAACUUCAAGCCCCUCACGUCUGCCGACUUGAAGAAGAUCCGCAGCGAGAAGAAGAUGAAGGCUCAGGCGGAGAGACAACGUGUUUCCGAGGGGCGGAAACAUCUCUCGAAUUAUCGUGUUCUCCAGAAGAAUCUGCUUUAUGUGGUCGGGUUGUCUCCGCGCGUUGCGGAUCCGGAGAUUCUGAAGAAAAGCGAAUAUUUUGGGCGUUUCGGCAAAAUCAUUAAGGUUGUUGUUGGUACGACGACUACGGCACCUCCAAAUCUAAAUUCUAGUCACACGGCUUAUGUGACCUAUGCCAAGGUCGAAGAAGCUUUGCGGGCUAUUCAGUCCGUAAAUAACGCGGCCUUGGAUGGUCGGUUGGUGCGCGCUUCUUUGGGCACAACGAAAUAUUGUUCUUCGUUUUUGCGUGGCCAGCUAUGCUAUAAACAGGAAUGUAUGUACCUCCAUGAUGUUGCCGAUUGUGACAUUAGUUUUACAAAGGAAGACAUGCACCAGGGAAAGCACACCGACUAUGAGCGUCGUCUGAUCGAACAGACUCUGCGUCCGAUGCCAACCCCGGUUGCUGCUGUCGCGCCAACGGUGCGUACGAUAAACAGUUCGACAAGCCUGACGUCGGUUGGCGAUGACCGAUUGAUGAACCAACGUGUUCAAAAUGACACCUCUUCGGAGAAGGAAAUGGAGGAUGGUAACCUAUCGAUCGAUGAUGUCACGUGUGAGAAGGAUACGGAUGUGCUUACAGACCAGAUCUCUGAGGAUGACCCGCCAGUGAGGGAGUGCAGUUCCGAGGCGCAAUCGACACUUGAAACAUACAAUGCCCCAUCGAUGGGAAGUGGUGUGACCGAUGGUACAGUCCUGGCGACUGGGCGUAGCCAUUCGCAAGAGGAGACGCCGCAAUGGGAGCCUGACCAAAAUACGCCAGCGCAAAGCUCGCGUCUGCUGUCUUGGACGAAGAGCGCCCAACCAACUACAGUUGCUUCGGACAUCUCUUCAUCUGCAGUUCCCACAUGGCAGCGGCUUCUGGGAAUGGACGGUUCGUCCGUGUCGGUGGCACAACCCUACGUCAAUGGUCAUGCGCAUCUCAACCAAACUACUGGGGACGCACUGCUGACCGGUGCUCCGCCCGGGUUAUCCCCGAUCCCUCGCCCUGUGAUGAGCAACUCUACCCAGGGCUUCAGCCGGCGCGGCCCUUCGCCGCCGCCUGGCUUGGGAGGAUUUGAUUCUGACGACGACCUUGGCUUUGAUCCGAUCUUGGAAAGCAGAAAAGGAUUGGCUGUCUUACUUGACGAGGAGAAACGCUACCAGCCGCCCAUUGUUAAACCUGCGCAACCAAUUAAUGGAUUCAGCAAUUAUCCGCCUGCCCAGCCAUCGAAGCAGCCGACGAUUCCGCACGAGGAGUUGCAACGGCAACAGUUCCUUGCUUCGGUCCAUCUGCGGCAGCAGCAGCAACAAGCUGCCGCACUUCAUGAGCAACAACAAAGAGCCCAGCAGCAACGCGAUCGUCAAGAAUUGUCGGCGGCGCAAGAGCAGUGGCUGCGUUCGAUGCACUUCCAACAGCAUUCGGCCCCUUCACAACCACAAGCUGACUUCCCCGGACCACAGCAUCACGCUGGUCUUCCGAACAUUUUCCAACACAACAACGUUCCGAAGAACCAUAUCAGCCCCUACGACCUGUUCAAUCAGAGGCCUGAGCCAGCGUCUGUGGCUCCUCCGCCUGGCCUGCACCCGUCUCGACAGUCGCCCCAACAGAGCAGUUUUUAUAAUGCUUUCCAAACACCUGGAUUGCACUCGUUGGCGUCGGCCAAUAAGGGAAACAGCAGCGAAUGGCAAGAUGGAUUGCGAGCUCUUUUGCCAAACGUCAAUAUCCGGUUCGCCUCCGAGCACGAGCAGCAGCAGCAGAGCCAAAACCGCUGGCCGAAUGGUAGCGUAAACGGGAUGAUGGGGAUGAACAUGCAUCAGAUGGCGACUUCUUUGAUGGGCGGAGACCCGCGGCGUGUUCAUCAUCACAAUCAGCACAUCCCUCCACCGCCCGGUUUCGCGACGCGUACUGGCGAGCGU